CUCCCCUUGAUGGAUCCAUCGAUGAUCGAUGGCGUCGCCGUCCUUGUUCUAGCGUUUGGAAAAGCGGAGUGAAGCGAAGCCCAUUCUCAUGGCUUCCUCCGCCCCUUCUUCUCUUGCUCCCGCGGAGGUCCCCAUGGAGCUCCACGCCCGCAACCGAGAGAAGCUCGUCCGCGCCCUCCGCAAUCACCUCGCCGCCUCUUCUCUUCCCAUCCGCGGCUUCGUCUUGCUCCAGGGAGGCGAGGAGCAGACGAGAUACUGCACGGAUCAUGUGGAGCUCUUUAGGCAAGAGAGUUUCUUUGCUUACUUAUUUGGAGUUAGAGAGCCGGGCUUCUAUGGAGCUAUUGAUAUUGCCUCCGGGAAGGCACUUCUGUUUGCCCCAAGGUUACCUGCUGAUUAUGCUGUUUGGUUGGGUGACAUAAAGCCAUUAUCCUACUUCAAGGAAAGAUAUCUGGUUGACUUGGUGUUCUAUGUUGAUGAGAUGGUACAAGUGCUACGUGACCACCAUGGAGAAUUAGGGAAACCUUUACUUUUUCUCUUGCAUGGGUUGAACACAGACAGCAAUAAACACUCGAAGCCUGCAGCAUUUGAGGAGAUGGAGAAGUUUGAUACUGAUGUGAGCACCCUUCAUCCUAUUUUAACUGAAUGCCGUGUUUUUAAGUCUGAGAUGGAACUUGCCCUUAUUCAGUAUGCUAAUGAUGUAAGCUCAGAAGCACAUAUUGAGGUUCUGAGAAAAGCAAGGGAAGGCAUGAAAGAAUAUCAGUUGGAAAGCAUCUUUCUUCAUCACAUUUACAUGUAUGGUGGUUGCAGGCAUUGCUCGUAUACUUGUAUAUGUGCUACCGGUGAAAAUAGCUCUGUUCUUCACUAUGGCCACGCAGCUGCUCCAAAUGAUCGGACCCUAAAAGAUGGAGACAUGGCAUUGCUUGACAUGGGAGCUGAGUAUCAUUUUUAUGGCUCUGAUAUAACAUGUUCAUUCCCUGUCAAUGGCAAAUUCACGAAGGAACAAAUUGUUGUCUACAGUGCUGUCCUUAAUGCUCACAAUGCUGUCAUAAUGUCAAUGCGACCUGGAGUGAAUUGGAUUGACAUGCACAAACUAGCAGAGAAGACCAUCCUUGAGUCACUGGCAAGGGAGGGAUUAGUUCUUGGUGAUAUCGAAGACAUGAUGGUGGUAAGACUGGGUGCUGUUUUUAUGCCUCAUGGUCUUGGACACUUCCUUGGGAUUGAUACCCAUGAUCCAGGAGGCUAUGCCAAGGGUAUGGAGCGACCCAGAGAGCCAGGAUUGAGAGCCUUACGGACAAUAAGAACCCUGCAAGAGGGCAUGGUGAUAACUGUGGAGCCAGGAUGCUACUUCAUUGAUGCUCUGCUGGCUCCAGCCAUGGAAGAUCCAGUUUCAUCAGAAUUCUUUAACUGUAAAGAACUUGGAAGAUACGGGAAUUUUGGUGGAGUUCGAAUUGAAAGUGAUGUGUAUGUUACGGCUGAAGGCUGCAAAAAUCUUACAAAUGUUCCUCGGGAAGUAUGGGAAAUUGAAGCUGUAAUGGCAGGUGCACCAUGGCCAAUAAAUCGCAGCAGUAUCAAGAGUGACACAGAGAACGGCCCCUCUUAGAACCUACAAUCAGAGCCAAAUACCUUCAUCUGCCUUCAGGAGUUCUUUCUUGUAUUUUAACUCGGUUUAGAAAAAGCUUAAAAAGUGCAGAUCUUGCCUUUACUUGUUGCUGCCUCAAAAUAUAAUCACAGACCUGUUUUACAUUACAAUGGAAGCUAUAAGAAGCAUAACACAUGCAUAUGUAGAGGGGCCACUUGCAGUAUGUUUUUGUAGUUCAUGUGGUUCUCCGAACAGGUUGCAACUCUGUGGGUUUAAAUUUCAGUCAUCUAGAACUUGCAGUUGCUGGAGUUGAGGAAUCGAGCAUCUGUGAUCUAUCAAUUCUUGCUUUAUAAUAUAUUGGGUUGGUUUCUGCUCUGAAGUUUUA
Phoenix dactylifera (date palm) is the source of this 1964-nucleotide messenger RNA. Its product is annotated as Metallopeptidase M24 family protein. Lineage: Eukaryota; Viridiplantae; Streptophyta; Magnoliopsida; Arecales; Arecaceae. Gene Ontology annotation, molecular function: manganese ion binding; metalloaminopeptidase activity. The record is from RefSeq and is a predicted model, not a curated record.